This is a messenger RNA of Triticum turgidum subsp. durum (durum wheat), 681 nucleotides long. NCBI's taxonomy places the organism in Eukaryota, Viridiplantae, Streptophyta, Magnoliopsida, Poales, Poaceae. The record is from the annotation of a GenBank genome assembly.
AUGGCGGCCACCGUCGGCAACGGCAAGGACAGGGAGGAGGCGGUGGUCCACCCGAACCCGAGGCAGGGGGGCAAGCUCUUGUCCAGGCUGCUGACGAGGGACAGCUCUGCCGCCGCGCCGUCCUUCAGGGUCUACUACGGCGUGGCCUCCGCCGGCGCGGUGCCGUUCCUGUGGGAGUCGCAGCCGGGCACGCCCAAGAACGCCGUCUCCGACACGACGAUGCCGCCGCUCACGCCUCCGCCGUCCUACUACGCCGCCGGCGCCGGGGCCGCCAAGAAGCACGCGGCGCGCAAGGCCGCCGCCGGGAGCAACAGGUUCAGGCCGUCCCGCAUCCUGGGCUCCAUCCUCAUGGCGACGCGGAGGCGGGGCCGGACGACGCCGUCGGGCUCGCCCACCUCGUCCUUCUCCUCCGCGUCGACCUCGUCAUCGUCAUCCUCCUACUCGGCAUCUUCGUUCCGCCGUACCACGCAGUCGCCGAUGCGGGCCGGCGGCAGCAGCAGCAGCAGGCUGCACUCGUCGUCGUCGUCGUUCUCGGACGAGGAGGAGACGGCCAUGGCGACGUGCUUCAGGGUGCGGCACGAGAGCUUCAGGGCGCUCAAGGGCUGCCGCGUCGCCGUGACGGUGAGGAGCGCGCUGGCGUCCGUCGGUGGUGCCGCGGCGCAUCAGGCGCAGAGGGUCUAA